AUGCCCCUUCAUCGGAGAUUCUGGGCCUCGGUGGAGCCUUACUGUGCAGACAUCACAAAUGAAGAAAUCAGAGUUCUGGAAGAGCUGCUCAAACCCCCUGAUGAUGAAGCUGAAUACUACAAGAUCCCAGCCCUCGGAAAGCACUAUUCCCAACGCUGGGCUCAAGAGGACCUGUUGGAGGAGCAAAGAGAGGGGGCGAGAGCCAAUGACAAGAAAAAAAGCAUGAUGGGUCCUCUUUCCGAACUGGAUGCUAAAGAUGUAGAUGCCUUACUGAAGAAAUCGGAGUCUCAGCAUGAACCUCCAGAGGACGGCUGUCCUUUUGGCCUUCUUACUCAGCGGCUUCUACAAGCACUUGUUGAGGAAAACAUCAUAUCCCCUAUGGAGGAUUCCCCCAUUCCAGACAUUCCAGGGAAGGAUGAUGGGGCUGGUACAUCGCCUCGUAGCCAGGGUAAAGCCUUCAGCAGAUUCUGGGCCUCGGUGGAGCCUUACUGUGCAGACAUCACAAAUGAAGAAAUCAGAGUUCUGGAAGAGCUGCUCAAACCCCCUGAUGAUGAAGCUGAAUACUACAAGAUCCCAGCCCUCGGAAAGCACUAUUCCCAACGCUGGGCUCAAGAGGACCUGUUGGAGGAGCAAAGAGAGGGGGCGAGAGCCAAUGACAAGAAAAAAAGCAUGAUGGGUCCUCUUUCCGAACUGGAUGCUAAAGAUGUAGAUGCCUUACUGAAGAAAUCGGAGUCUCAGCAUGAACCUCCAGAGGACGGCUGUCCUUUUGGCCUUCUUACUCAGCGGCUUCUACAAGCACUUGUUGAGGAAAACAUCAUAUCCCCUAUGGAGGAUUCCCCCAUUCCAGACAUUCCAGGGAAGGAUGAUGGGGCUGGUACAUCGCCUCGUAGCCAGGGUAAAGCCUUCAGUGUGCCUCACACACGCUCUCUGGAGGCUCGUAUAAGAGAGGAGCUGGUGUCUCAGGGGCUGCUGGACUCUGAUGAGAGGCAAGGUGUCGGAGGAGAGUCUGAAGACGAAGUGCUGGCCGAGCUGCAGAAAAGACAGGCUGAACUCAAAGCGCUAACCGCACACAACCGCUCGCGCAAGCAGGAGCUGCUCAAGUUGGCACGGGAAGAAAUGCGAAAACAGGAGCUUCGACAGCGGGUUCGAGUGGCCGAUAACGAGGUUAUGGAGGCAUUCCGUCGCAUCAUGGCAGCCAGGCAAAAGAAACGCACUCCAACGAAAAAAGAGAAAGAUCAGGCUUGGAAAGCUUUGAAAGAGAGAGAAAGUAUUCUCAAACUCUUAGAUGGAUAAAUAUGACCGGCAGCUAUAAUGUGGCGUGUUUUCUGUAAUAUGUUUGUUGGUUAUGGAUACUUCAUAAAGACAACUUCAACAUUCAGACAACUUGAAGAACAUGUAAACAAAUAUUUAAUAUAAUGUUCAUAUUUUUGGUUACUCUCUAUCUAAAGUAAGACCUGACGUUACUAGUUGUGAUAAUAAAGGUGUUUGACACUAGUUUUCAAGUGCCACUGACUUGACACUGUUGAUGCCAGAAUAUAAGUUUACUUUAUUUAUUUUUUUGCCACCUUUAUGCACAGUUCCCAAAUGCAGCUGAUUAACAUAGUGGAUUGAUAUUGUUAAAGGAAUAGUUCACCAGGAAUGAAACACUUGUCAUCAUGUCGUUCACCGCCUCUUCUGUGGAAUAUAAAAGAUAGUAUUUUGAAGAAUGUUGGUAACCAAACAGUUUUGGGCACCAUUAACCCAUUGCGUGGACAAAAACAGACAUUUCUUCUUUUAUGUUUCAAACAAGAAAUAAAAAUCAUACAGAAACAACAUAAGGGUGAAGAAAAAGACAACAUUUUAAUUUUGGGGUGAACUGUUCCUUGAAAGCCGUUGUCAUAGCGUUGAUAGUAUUUUGUUACUACACGGUCAUUUUGAGUUUUUAUAUGAUUAAAAGAAAA
Messenger RNA from Sinocyclocheilus grahami, 1940 nucleotides. Its product is annotated as transcriptional adapter 3-like. The transcript has 11 exons. The coding region runs from base 1 to 1293 and encodes 430 amino acids. Gene Ontology annotation, biological process: regulation of transcription by RNA polymerase II. Gene Ontology annotation, cellular component: SAGA complex. NCBI's taxonomy places the organism in Eukaryota, Metazoa, Chordata, Actinopteri, Cypriniformes, Cyprinidae. The record is from RefSeq and is a predicted model, not a curated record. Gene Ontology annotation, molecular function: transcription coactivator activity.